Messenger RNA from Ostreococcus tauri, 1287 nucleotides. Its product is annotated as P-loop containing nucleoside triphosphate hydrolase. Lineage: Eukaryota; Viridiplantae; Chlorophyta; Mamiellophyceae; Mamiellales; Bathycoccaceae. The transcript has a single exon. Gene Ontology annotation, cellular component: mRNA cleavage factor complex; nucleus. The record is from RefSeq and is a predicted model, not a curated record. Gene Ontology annotation, molecular function: polynucleotide 5'-hydroxyl-kinase activity. Gene Ontology annotation, biological process: tRNA splicing, via endonucleolytic cleavage and ligation. Bases 1 to 1287 code for a protein of 428 amino acids.
AUGGACGCGACCGGCGUCGAUGGACGCGAUGACGUCGUCUCGCACGCCCUGGCGAGAGAGGAAGAGCUCAGGGUGGAGACGCUGCGCAGCGAAGGGUGCGCGAUCGCGCUCGUCAGUGGUCACGCAGAGAUCUUCGGUUCCGAGCUCGCUCGGGGGCAGAGCGUGAAGAUUGGCGGUGGGAAAAAGGUGGCGGUGUUCACGUUUCACGGCGCCACGAUCGAGAUCACCGGGAAGGUGGAGAUCGCGUACGUCGCGGGGGAGACGCCGAUGGUGUCGUACGCGAACGCGCACGCCGUGCUCAACGCCAAGCGCGAGCGGGCGGGGGCGGCGGGUUCGUCAGAGGAGGGACCGCGAGUGAUGUGCGUGGGACCGACAGAUGUGGGUAAGAGCACGGUGUGCUCGAUCCUGUGCAACUACGCCGCGCGAAGUGGACAAGCGCCGCUGUACGUCGAUUUAGACUUAGGACAAGGCGCGCUGACGGUGCCAGGGACGAUUUGUGCCGCCCCCGUGGACGCGCAGAUAGACCUUGAGGAGGGUAUUCCGCUCGAGAUGCCACUUGUGUACUUUUACGGAGAUCUGACGGUGAACAAUCCGGAGUAUUACAAGCACAUUGUCACCAGACUGGGCGCCUUAUUGGACGAGCGAAGCAAAGCGAACGACGACGCGCGAGCGGCUGGGUGCGUCGUGAACACGAUGGGCUGGAUCGAUGGGAUGGGUUUGGAACUCCUCUUGCACGCUAGAGAGGCGUUGAAGAUCGAUCACGUGCUCGUCAUCGGGCAAGAGCGCUUGUACGGCCAGCUUCAACAAAAGCUUGCCGGGACGGAUUGCCAGGUGUUUCGCAUGCAAAAGUCGGGAGGAGUUGUCGAACGCACGCAAGAAUUUCGCCGGGCGACCCGCGACCGGAUGUUUAAGGAGUACUUUUACGGCCCCACCGGAGAGCUCGCUCCGGCGUCGCAGACUGCGUACUUUUCACAAAUAAGUCUGUAUCGCAUCGGUGGCGGCCCGAGGGCUCCGGCUUCCGCGCUUCCAAUCGGCCAAACGGCGUCAACGGAUCCCAUGCGCAUAGCCCCCGUGGUGCCGUCGACGUCGCUUUUGCACAGCGUCUUGGCGGUCAGUCAUGGAAAAACACAGGGCGACUUGCUUAACUCAAACGUCGCCGGUUUCAUAUACAUCACAGAGGUGGACAUGAUUCAGAAAAAGUUUACGUACCUCAGUCCGUGUCCGGGUGAGUUACCAUCCAACGUGUUGCUCGUCGGCAACUUGAAGUGGUUGGGUCUUGACAACUAG